CUGCUCCGCCUCCCUCCCCGCGGGCCGGCCCCGCCGCGCAGGGCUCCGGGACCCGGCGAGCCUUCGGGGCCCCCGCGCGUCGCUGCUGGUGGUUGGGGCUGUAGCGAUAAUAAAUGAUAGAGGAUACAAUGACUUUGCUGUCUCUGCUGGGUCGCAUCAUGCGCUACUUCUUGCUGAGACCCGAGACGCUCUUCCUGCUGUGCAUCAGCUUGGCGCUGUGGAGUUACUUCUUCCACACGGACGAGGUGAAGACCAUCGUCAAGUCCAGCCGGGACGCCGUGAAGAUGGUGAAGGGCAAGGUGGCCGAGAUCAUGCAGAACGAUCGGCUCGGGGGUCUCGACGUCCUGGAGGCCGAGUUUUCCAAGACCUGGGAGUUUAAGAGCCACAACGUGGCUGUGUACUCCAUCCAGGGCCGGAGAGACCACAUGGAGGACCGCUUUGAAGUUCUCACGGACCUGGCCAACAAGACGCACCCGUCCAUCUUUGGGAUCUUUGACGGACACGGGGGCGAGACUGCAGCUGAAUAUGUAAAAUCAAGACUCCCAGAGGCUCUUAAACAGCAUCUUCAGGACUACGAGAAGGACAAAGAAAAUAGUGUUUUGUCUUACCAGACCAUCCUUGAACAGCAGAUUCUGUCAAUUGACCGAGAAAUGCUAGAAAAAUUGACUGUAUCCUAUGAUGAAGCAGGUACAACGUGUCUGAUUGCUCUGCUGUCAGAUAAGGACCUCACCGUGGCCAACGUGGGUGACUCAAGAGGGGUCCUGUGUGACAAGGACGGGAACGCCAUUCCUCUGUCUCAUGAUCACAAGCCUUACCAGCUGAAGGAGAGAAAGAGGAUAAAGAGAGCGGGUGGUUUUAUCAGUUUCAAUGGCUCCUGGAGGGUCCAGGGAAUCCUGGCCAUGUCUCGGUCCCUGGGGGAUUAUCCGCUGAAAAAUCUCAACGUGGUCAUCCCAGACCCAGAUAUCCUGACCUUUGACCUGGACAAGCUCCAGCCUGAGUUCAUGAUCUUGGCAUCAGAUGGCCUCUGGGAUGCUUUCAGCAAUGAAGAAGCUGUUCGAUUCAUCAAGGAGCGCUUGGAUGAACCACACUUUGGGGCUAAGAGCAUAGUUUUACAGUCAUUUUACAGAGGCUGCCCUGACAAUAUAACAGUCAUGGUGGUGAAGUUCCGGAAUAGCAGCAAAACAGAAGAGCAGUGAACCCUUCGGGGUCUCGGCUGCCUUAGACUAAAGGACUUUCAACACACUGGUCUCUUUUAAUGUAGUCAAAGGUGUGGGAGUUACAGUUAGGAUGAGCCACCUAGAUGUGGGAUUCCCCUCCCUGGUGGACAUAGGUCUCUAUGCAGGAAUGGACAGAGGGUGCUCUUGGCCAGCGUAGCUGAGAGGCUGGAAAAAUGGUUUCUUCGUGUUUUCCCAAUUCUUUCAUCCGAUGUUCAAAAUAUAUAAAUAUAUAGCUGUAGAUUCACAUGUAUGAGGUGAACGGCACAUGUGCCAUAUAUUCUCCCAUUUGAGAGUCUUUGCAAGAUCUCUUACAGGAUUCUCUCCAACAUCAGACUUUGUCCUCUCUUUGGAGCAGUGAGCAGGGCUGCAGGAGACGGGCUGCCGCGUCCCCCGUGAGUCUCGGCUGAUGGGUCAAGGCCCGCUGCUGAGGGCAGAGCUAUCCUGAGACUGCUCUGGCCUCCUGAACCCAGCUUUUCUGCUCAGCAGCAGCCCAGACACAGAUUUGAGAUGGUUUAAUAUUCCGUGGCUGCUUUUGGAGACCGAGGGAAGGAAGUGGGGAGGAUGAGAGCCGCCUGCACAGCAGACAUAACCUUUUGCCUUGGCUUCCUUUAUUAGUUUAAUAGACUCCCUGUACCACCUGACCAGUCUUCGUGCAUUUAUCCUAGUCGUGCAUGACCUUAACCUUCUGCUUAUACCUGACCUUAUGUAAUAGGCAGCUGUGAAACUUCACCACCAGACACCACAAUUUUUUUUUUGUCUUACUAAGAAACCUAUUAGGGGAAGCGAAUAGAGUAAAUCACAAUACCAUAAUUUCUUCCAUCUUUAAGGGUAGAGAGAGGAAAAUAGAAGCCAAAUAAGUCAAGGUGCCCUUUGGGCAAUCUGCCGUUUGCAUUAGGAGAGAAAGCUGGGGAAGGUCACCACCCUGAAUUGAGCUCCAGUGACCAUUUUUGUGGUCUCCUGUCCUAGUAGCUUUCAGGUGUCUCUCCAGAGGUGUUUCAAGAAGCAGUAGCCUAGAACUGAGUGUGUGUGUGUUCCCUGAAGCCGAGUACACUGUUCCCAGCGCAGUUUGCAAUUUGGUGGUAAGAUGCUGGCAUGUGUUUCUCCUUGACAGUGGGAAGGCAGCAGCCUGUAACGUCUGGUUGCAGCUCACUGUCCACACCAGGUAGGUUGCCCCAGGCAAACACAAACUGCCCCACACCGUCCUGCAUUCUGUGGCAACCACGCUGGCUGGGAAUUCAUGCUCUGACCUGUAUUGUUAACUGGCUCAGGGUUAUCCCAGGGCCAGGCUUGCUGCUCUUCAUUUCCUAUCACCAAAGUCAUGUUUCCAAUCUCAGUAUUUUAUAAAUUAAUUGAUAGAGAGUUCUGGGUCAUCUUGUUUGCCUGAGGUGACUCCAACAACCAAACAAGAUUUUUGUUGUGUCCCUACCGCUCUGUGUCUAAAAUGUCAAGGUGUCCACCUGGUUUUGUGCUUCUCAAGUGGGCACUCGUCAUUAGAGCUUCUCAAAGGUCUAGUGCACUGGCCACACACGUCCAGCCCUCAGUCCCCUCCCUCCCCUGCCCUUCUUCAACGGUGGAGCUCUCCCAAAGCAGGUUCCAGGGGAGGACUUGGGAGGAUGAAACGAUUCCCUUGUGGCUCCCAAGGACCGCAACCUGUCUCGAUUCCUCCAAGCGCUUACCUUUCUUUGACUGCAAUGAGAAUUAAUAAUGGUUUCCCAAGAGAUUUGCUCACUUUUGUAAACUGUAACAAUAGCAUUUCCAACAUUAGAAUUAGAACCUUGUUUGUUUGUUUUUUUUAACUAUACAGUGUUCUAGUGCAAAAUAUCUGUCACCAUUUUAAAUUGAAAUAUUUGCCUAUUGAGAGGCAGUGAACAUUUGGAUGUAUGUAUUUAGGGCAGGGGUCACGAGAGGAAUGUAGGAGACAUGCUGGUUGUGUUCAGCAAUGGAAUGGUCAAACCAGGUGGCCUGAGCUUGGAGACCUAGGACAUUCUGACUUUGGAGAGUUACCAAAGCCCACCAUCUAAGUGAAGUUAAGGAAUAAGCAGUUUUAGCAUUUUAUGCUAUGCAGUCCAUUUUCCUUUUUUAUUUUUAACUUAGCUCUAAAACUCAUAAUGACAAGGGAAAGAGAUUUUUAAAUUCCAUGAUCAUUGAUAAAAUCUAACAUGAAAAUAGACAUGUUUUGGUGAAGAUGAAAAAGCAAAGCUACAGGAAAUCAGUGUUUGUUUACCCUUUACGAGGUCUUCCUCAGUGAUGCCGAGGGCAGGAGUGCUCACUUCCCCCUGCGGCUGAGGUUCACCGGGUGUCUUCUAAAAUUUGCUUUGUAGAAUUAAUUCAUUUCUGAAUUUAACCAUGUAGUAUGUGUCUUUCCUACUGCCUUUCUGCCUUUUUCCCUCCCACAUUGGCUUGUAGAUUUUGUAAAAGAUAGACAUUUUAGGCAAAAUGGUAGCAGUUUGAUUAAGAGUUAUGGCUAUAAUCAGAGAACUUUGCUUCCUUCCUCUGUCCUGGAGCUCUCUCUGACCCUCAUCCAGCUAUUAGGGAUCUGCAGGCAUCACCCCGGGGGUGCCCUGUGGCUCAUUUUCUAAGAAAGAGGGAAGCUGAAUCUAGCCUUUAGGGAAAUUGAUUUGAGAAGUUUGCAUGUGAAGCUUCCCUAAACAGCACUGCCAAAGCUUUGAAAUUGUCACAUGAGGCUGCCCAGACUCCCCAGCCUGAGUUCACAUUGCCAAUAGCCCCACGGUGCCAAAUUUUGGGAUGGUUUUACAGUCUUUUAGAAAUGAACUUGGGAAUGAAUGACCGUCCACAUGCUUGCGAACCCCCAGCAAGAUGCCAAGCCCAGAUCCUCAUUAAUGCACUGCUCUGCUGCUGCCCCACUGGUCAUUUGUACUCUUAACAAUGGGUUGGGAUUGGGGGUGGGGGGUAGGACAAGAUAGGGAAAAUUUUUAAAAAAUUCAUUGUAUCUGCAGUUCUCUAAUCAAAGGAAUAAAUACUUACAUUGAAAACUCCAAAGCAGUUCCCAAGACCUGCAUUCAUUUUAUGUGACCAACUUGCCCAAGACACUGAACUCUAAAGUCACUAUUCUAAUAUAACUUGACUGUGCACAUGUGUACACAUUACUUGUAAUCAGUGGCUACAUUCUAUUCCUUUCCUUAGACAGAAGGUAUUGGCCUCUUGUCUAUGUAAUAAGAGCGUAACAGAGAGUGUUUUAUGGAGUGAAGGAGCAUAUGCAAUCUAGGUCGUUUAAAACAGGGCUUAUUUCAUACAACUGUAAUGAUUUGAACCCACAUACAUUCUGUGCAAACAGGACUGCAUGAGAAUGAUGGCAUCAUUUCAAUCCUAUGUGAAGUAAUUCUGGGAUAUUGAUUACAUUAUUUGCUUGGAUCACUGGGAUAUCCAGCAAUACAUGAAGGAUACACAAGGGAGUGAUCACUUUUUCCUUUACCAGGUAUAUCUUGAUUUUCCAGAUCUUUUCCCCUGAGUUAUGCCAUACCUAAUAUUCUUAGAACCUCGUCAAGGAAGAAGGGUUAGAAAGGGCAACAUUUCACUGUACAUUUGAAAAUAUAAGAAUACAUGCUCUGGAUGAAGUUUUAUUCUUCAAUGAUUCAGAAAUGAUAUUUUCUCCUUUGACCCAUCAUCAUUAGACUGAUCUUCCCUUAAUAUUCUCCUAAAAUUGCCUUAGCUGGUCACACCAACAUUCCUGAAUCAGCUUUGCAGAAAUGACUUGACUGUUAGAUACCAUGCUGGGGCCUACUUAAUUGCCUCUAGAUUAAAUCAUUGGUAUCUAGACUUCUGGGCUACUUAGUGGAACACUGCAGGAGUAAAAGAAUCUGCUGUUCCCCAAAGUGUGUUCCAAGAACACAAGUUUCAAAGAUGAUCUAACUAUAGGGUUCCAUGGUUAAGUGAGUUUGGGAAAAUAUCUUAAAAGUUAGUGCAUAUAAGCACAUAGAAGGUUUUAAUAUAAAUUUCCUAUGGGGGAGUGGCAAGGGGGGUGCGGCGGGGGGACAUGACAAACCACAACUGUAAUUUCAGGUAGCUUAUUGUUUGUUUUCCAGAUUAAUUUGGCCAGAGAAACUUUUCUGAGUGACACCUAAUAACAUUCCAAGGAGCUCAUGUUCCAUAGGGCCCACAUUGGGAAAUUCUGGUGUAUGGAAAUAUUAGUAUCUUCUCAUUCACUGUGACUCUUAGCAGCACAAUUUGCAAUUUUGAAACACUAGUCCUUUCCGUAUGAGGCUGAUUUGUUAAUGAAAGCAGUGUUAAACAGUAUGACCUAAUAAGACCCUUAGCAGCCUCCCAUUGAUAACAGAAGCCCAGCAAUGCUACCUGAAGCUCUAAACUUCUCUCUUCUUGUCUAUGAAUAAUAAGCAGGAGCCUUGCCCUAUAGCUAGGAAUUUCUCAAAUUCAUUCCAAGAACUUUCAGUUGGGUUUUUGAAGUUAUCUUUGCUUUCCAGAUUGAAUCAAAAUAAAUAUUUUUACAUUUUAUCACCAUGUGAAAGUUUUAAAAUACAUAUUUAAUAGAAAAGGAGGGAAAGGGGCAGCCUAGGUGGCUCAGCGGUUUAGCGCCGCCUUCAGCCCAGAGCAUGAUCCUGGAGACCCGGGAUCAAGUCCAGCAUCGGGCUCCCUGCAUGAAGCCUGCUUCUCCCCUGACCUGUGUCUCUGCCUCUGUGUGUGUGUGUGUGUCUCUCAUGAAUAAAUAAAUAAAAUAUUAAAAAAAAAAAAGAAAACGGGGGAAAGACAUUUAGUUAUAUAAUUCAUUUUAAAAUUUUAACUAGAUUUUUAAAUUAUUUAUCCAUUGUAUAAUAAUGGAAAUGUAAACUAUUAACACUUAAUUUACUCUUUCCUCCAUCAUUCUUUCCAGAUUCAGUGAAAUAAUCAAAAAUCAAUCAAAGCUCAUUCAUUCUAAAAUCCCUAUUCCAUGUUGUCCCACCUUUCACAUUUUAUGUGUAGGAUUAAGUUUGGUGAGUUAUCUUUUGCCUAAAAUGUAGGGCUUGACUAUAGCUCCAUACUCAUCACUCUUAGCCUGGGCAAGGCUGGGAAGCUCUGGGUAAUCCCAAAAUAAUGGAUGAAAUCAAUUUUGUCCAAAACACAGUGCACAGUGAGUUUAGGGUAAAGUCAUUAACUCAGAAUUACCUCCAGUGUGUAGGAAUAUAUCUAUCCUGUGGACAUUAUCCAAAAUAGUAAGCAACCCAAAGUAAAAUUGAUUAAGCUGGGUGGCAGAUUUCCGAGGACAAGUGACAGUUGACACUAUAAGGCUUCCCAUGAGAUAUGUGCUUCUAAACAUGUUUGGUAGUAUGUAAAUUUUUUGCUAAUUCUCAAUGCUUUAUUAUUUUUUCUUUUUACCACUGUUCAGCUCAGGCUGUUUAAGUAAUGGUGGAUUAUGAUAAUUUUGAUGUGUUUAGUAAUGACCACACCCUCAUUUGUACAAACACUCUAAUAAAUUCCAGUUAAGGA
Messenger RNA from Canis lupus familiaris (dog), 6656 nucleotides. RefSeq names its product protein phosphatase, Mg2+/Mn2+ dependent 1L (gene PPM1L). Gene Ontology annotation, cellular component: nucleus; cytosol. Gene Ontology annotation, molecular function: protein serine/threonine phosphatase activity; cation binding. The transcript has 4 exons. The record is from RefSeq and is a predicted model, not a curated record. NCBI's taxonomy places the organism in Eukaryota, Metazoa, Chordata, Mammalia, Carnivora, Canidae. Gene Ontology annotation, biological process: negative regulation of canonical NF-kappaB signal transduction; positive regulation of canonical NF-kappaB signal transduction; positive regulation of canonical Wnt signaling pathway. Bases 114 to 1196 code for a protein of 360 amino acids.